Molecule: messenger RNA, 2373 nt
Organism: Closterium sp. Naga37s-1
Lineage: Eukaryota; Viridiplantae; Streptophyta; Zygnematophyceae; Desmidiales; Closteriaceae
Source: the annotation of a GenBank genome assembly
AUGCAGCGCCUUCGUGGCAUGCACUCUCGUUUCCUUGUCUCUGGUCUCCCCAGGUCACUGCCUCCCCUGCCACCGUCCCCUGCCCCUCCUUGCCUUCCCUGUGUCGAGGGGCGGCAGCGUGCCACCCCUCACUCCUCUGCGUUCCCCCCGACGGAGGCUCCUCUGCAGACCCUUCACAUGGACCUCAACCUCUGGCCCCGUGUCUCCGCUCCGGAGACUUUGCCGACACUGCGUUGGACGGGAGAGGUUGGCGAUGCGUCUGUGUUCCGUGUCUGGGGAUCUCGUGCCUUUGUCCGCGAUACGUCCGCGGACAAGCUCUCCUCCCGCGCCGUUCCUUGUGUCUUCCUGGGCUUUGUCCCUGACGCGCCUGGCUGGCAGUUUUACCGCCCCACCUCGCGCCGUGUCUUCCCCUCUCAGGACGUCACGUUUGACGAGUCGGUCCCCUUUUACCGUCUCUUCCCCUACCGCACUGCCCCGCUCCCCCCUCCGCCGCUCUUCCUCACGCUAGGUGCUGCUUCGAUAGACCCUCUGCCUCCCCAGGGUCCUGCUCCCUCAGGUGUUUCCCAGGUAGACCCGGUCGAGCCUGCCAAGGUAGCUGUCGACUCUGGUCCUGCGCGAGGUACUGAGCGUGCUGAGCCUGGUGGUGCUGAGCCUAGGGGUGCGGAGACUGGGGGUACUGAGCCUGGGGGUGCGGGGACUGGGGGUGCUGAGCCUGGGGGUGCGGAGACUGAGGGUACUGAGCCUGGGGGUGCGGAGACUACGGGUGCUGAGCCUGGGGGUGCUGUGCCUGGGGGUGCUGAGCCUGGGGGUGCUGUGCCUGGGGGUGCUGAGCCUGGAGGUCCUGAGCCUGGGGGUGCUGCGCCUGGGGGCGCUCUCUCUUCCCAGCAGCUGCGUGAGUGGUACUCUCGGUACUGUCGCCGCCGCCGUGGUGCUGUGGGCGCUGGAGGUGCUACUGGAGCUGGACCUGAGGGCGCUGGGCCUACUGGAGUUGGUGUAGCUGCUGACCCUGGAGUUGGCGCUGGAGAUGCUGGAGCCACUGGUCCUGGAGGUGCUCGUACUGGCGAUACUGGAGCUGCUGGGACUGUAGGUGCUACUGGAGCUGCUGGAGGUGUUACUGGUAUUGGGGCUGGUGGUGCUGCAGGGGCUGGAGCUGGAGGUGCUGACGCUCGUCCUCCUGCAGGUGCUAGAGCCGACGGUGCGGCUGGAGCUGGUGCUACUGGGGGUACUGGAGUUGGCACUACUGGAGCUGCUGGUGGUACUGCAGGAGUUGGAGUUGCUGCUGGGGGUUCUGGUGUUGUCUCUGCUGUUUCUGGGAGCACUUCACGGCCGCGGCUGUACUUCCGUGUCCCUCUGCCUUCUCCUCCUACGUCCUCUCUUCCUGCCCUUGCUGACCCGGAGUCUGACUCUCUUCGUGCUGCUAGUCCUACUGUCACGCGUCUCCUGGCCACUGCUGCCACUGACCCUUCCUUUGAGUCAGCUGCUGCAUCUGCCUUAGUUGCUGAGCUUGUCGACUUUGCUGCUCACUAUCGUCUAGACUACGCUGCCAGUCUUGUUGCUGAGUCUGAGUCUGUCUGUCCUCCGUCCGUCGGGGAUGAGUGUGCUCUUGGCACGGACGUCCUUGAGGACAGGCAGGAGGAGUUUGAGUGCUUUGCCGCUGCUGUACCUCAUCUCGUGUCCAUGCUGAUUGCACCUGAGGGAGACCCGGAUGCACCAGACAUCCCGACCCCGCGCUCCUACGCUGAGGCGAUCGCGGGUGAGUACUCCUCUCAGUGGCAGUCAGCCAUGGACGCAGAGAUGGCAUCCUGGAAGUCCACUGGCACUUACGUCAACGAGGUUCCCCCUCCUGGGGCGAACAUCGUCAGUGGCAUGUGGAUUUUCAGGGUGAAGCGGCCGCCAGGUUCUCCGCCUGUCUUCAAGGCUCGUUACGUUGCUCGAGGCUUCAGUCAGCGAGAGGGAGUAGACUUCUUCCAGACCUUCUCCCCCACCCCGAAGAUGACCACUCUUCGGGUGCUACUGCACGUUGCCGCUCAGCGUGACUACGAGCUUCACUCUCUUGACUUCAGCACAGCUUUCUUGCAGGGCAGCCUGCACGAGGAGAUCUGGCUGCGCCGCCCUCCUGGCUUCACUGGGUCGUUCCCUCCUGGUACCCAGUGGAGCCUCCGGCGGCCGGUCUACGGUCUCCACCAGGCGCCACGUGAGUGGCACGACACACUGAGGACUACACUUGCGGCUCUUGGGUUCGCGCCUUCUACUGCCGACCCGUCGCUGUUUCUGCGCACCGACACUUCACUGCCGCCGUUCUACAUCCUCGUGUACGUCGACGACUUGGUCUUUGCCACUGCUGACACUGAGGCUCUCGCCCUGUUUGUUUAG